Molecule: messenger RNA, 3321 nt
Organism: Ustilago hordei
Lineage: Eukaryota; Fungi; Basidiomycota; Ustilaginomycetes; Ustilaginales; Ustilaginaceae
Exons: 2
Coding region: 1-3321 (1106 amino acids)
Biological process (GO): DNA integration
Molecular function (GO): nucleic acid binding
Source: RefSeq, a predicted model, not a curated record
AUGCAGGUAUCUAUUGGUACACACAAUCUGGGUGUGGUCGAAGCUUCAGUGGCCGACACUGCGGACUAUGACCUCAUCCUGGGGUUCACUGAGCUACGGAGGCUCAAACCCACCAUACAAUGGGAUACGGGCCAGCUGGAGUUCAAGACUCAGGAGCAGGACCGACCCCCUAGGAGACCCCCUGAAGCAGCAAGAGCAGGGGACCUAACCAUGAGGAGACCAACCCUUCAUGGUAACGAGUUUGUCUCAGCAGAGCGCAUACUACGAGCAGCUCUGGAAGAUGGACCCAUAGGAUUCAUGCUGUUGGAGGAGCCACCAUCAUCACUCCCGGCCUUUGGUUUUGUACCUACAGGCACAGACAAAGGAGUUGAGAUGGAGGUGGAGGUAGACAAGGUGGUGACGGCUGCAGACAUACCAAAGCCAUACCAACACCUGCGAGAUGUGUUUGAUGAGGUGGAAGCAGAUAAGCUGCCCCAUCAUACCGAGCAUGAUCUCCACCUCAAGUUGAUAGAAGGAGGUAAGCCACCUCAAGGGCCCCUAUACCUUAAGGGACCCAAGGAGAUGUCCGAGUUGAGGAGGUACUUGGAUGAGAACCUCAAGAAGGGGUUCAUAAGACCAUCGAAGAGCCCAGCACAAUCACCAGUGCUCUUCGUACCAAAGAAGGAUGGAGGUCUCAGACUCUGUGUGGACUACAGAGGUCUCAACGAGAUCACUGUCAAGAACAGGGCACCAUUGCCCCUCAUCGAGGAGCAGCUGUUCUUACUCAGGAAGGCAAGGAUCUAUACCAAGCUAGACCUUAGAGCAGCAUACAACCUCAUCCGGAUUGCUAAAGGAGAUGAAUGGAAGACAGCUUUUGGCACUCAGUUGGGACUCUAUGAGUACCUAGUGAUGCCCUUUGGCCUAGCCAAUGCUCCGGCUCACUUCCAGUCAUUCAUCAAUGACAUCUUCCGAGACAUCAUUGGGAUAUAUGUGGUAGUAUACCUAGAUGACUUCCUGAUCUUCAGUGACACUGAAGAAGCACAUGUGAAGCAUGUCACUGAGGUCCUCACUCGCUUAAGGAGCAACAGGCUCUUUGCUAAGCUGUCGAAGUGUGAGUUCCACACCAAGACAGUCGAGUUCCUGGGGUACAUCAUCAAGCCAACGGGCAUAGAGAUGGACCCAGAAAAGGUGCGCACUGUCAAGGAGUGGCCAAUGCUGGAGUCAAUCCAUGACAUCCAGAGGUUCCUGGGUUUUGCCAACUUCUAUCGAAGGUUCAUAGCCCACUUUGCUCGCAUAGCCAAGCCCUUGACAGCACUGGUAAAGCCUAUAGAACGGUUCAAGAAGUUCGAGCUACCAGAGGAGGCCCAACAGGCCUUCCACAAGCUCAUCCAGGCCUUCACAUCAGCAGGAGUGCUUCAGCACUUCGACUACCACCUUCCAACAAGGUUGGAGACUGAUGCAAGUGACUUUGCUAUAGCAGGAGUACUCAAGCAGGAGCAUGAAGGACGAUGGCAUCCAGUGGCCUUCUACUCUAGGAAGAUGCCUUCUGCCGAGAAGAACUAUGAAAUCCAUGACAAGGAGCUCCUAGCUGUGUAUCGACCAGGAGACAAAGGUGGUGAGCCCGAUGCUCUCACCAGAAGGACAGACAUGCAACCAGCUGGUGAAGAGCAGGAUCACAAUGUGAGGCAACUACUGCCUCCUCGAGUGUUCAAGGAGACAACAGACCAUGACUCAAUCCUAGUGGCCCCCAUGGUCUCGAUGGAGUCCAUAGCAUCAAAGGGUCUCAGAGACCUGGUCAAGAUCUUCCAGCCCUUAGACCAAGAGCUACAGGAGAUACAUAGGAAGAAGCCCUUCGAGGUCAGGGACGACCUAUGGUACAGUGGAGGAAGGUUGGUUAUCCCCAAAGUGAUCAUGCCAGGGAAGACCAACAACCGACACUCAAGGAGUGCCAAAGAGGUAGAUGGACAGUCUCUCUCUGUAGAGCAUCUGCGAUUCAUGGUGAUGACCCAAUGCCAUGAUGGUAUUACUGCUGGACAUGUGGGAAGAGAUGCUACCAUCAAGGCAGCUCAACGACAUUACUGGUGGCCAAACAUGACAGCUUGGAUUGCAGACUAUGUAGCAAGUUGUCCUGUAUGUGCUAGGUACAAAGCUCCUCAUCAUCGUCCAUAUGGUUUGCUACAGCCACUAGCAACACCAGACAGGCCCUGGGGCUCCAUAUCCCUCGACUUCAUUGAAGGACUACCACCAUCGAAGAAGUAUGACUCCAAGACUUAUGACUCUAUCUUAGUCAUUGUCGACAGGUUGACCAAGUUUGCCAUACUAGCUCCAACCCAUAAGACAGUCACGGCCAAACAGACUGCAGUAUUGCUAUAUGGACACAUGGUUAGACUCUUCGGAUAUCCAGAUCACAUGGUCUCGGACCGAGGCAGGCAGUUCAUAUCAGGAGCAUGGAAGGCAUUUGCAGAGCAAAUGGGUGUGAAGCACUCACUUAGUACAGCUUACCAUCCUCAAACUGAUGGUCAGACAGAGAGAGUCAAUCAGGUCAUAGAGCAAUACCUCAGGAUGUACUGUAACUAUGAGCAGAAUGACUGGGCCGACCUGCUGGACACUGCAGCCUUUGUAUACAACAACAUGGUCCACAACAGCAUUGGUGUCUCACCAUUCUUUGCAUGCUAUGGAUGGAACCCCAAAGCUCAUCCUGACAUCCCUCAACAACUAGGAGUCAAUGAUCCAGGUCGCUUCGAGUACCUCAUGGAUGGAAAGGAGCAUUGCAAGUACCUCCAGGAGCAGAUCAGAGAGGCACAACGGAGAUCAGUAGACCAGUAUAACAGGAAGCACAAGGACAUUGAGUUUAAGGUGGGUGAUAUGGUCUAUAUCAACCGUCGAAACUGGAAGACACGGAGACCCACACCCAAGUUAGAUACCCGGUUUGCAGGACCCUACCCAGUUCAGGAACGGGUAGGACGCCGAGCUUAUCGAAUCACAUUGCCAGCAAACCUUAGGGUGCAUGAUGUGUUCCAUGUCUCCAUGCUCAAGCCAGCAAGAACAAGUUCUCUUCCUCAACUUGCUGAACAGCCCACCAUACCAUCACUUCCAGAUGAGGACCUCAACUUCGAAGUCGAAGCACUCAUCGACAAGCGUUCACACAAUGGGACUACAGAGUACAAGGUGUUGUGGAGAGGGUACUCAGAGGAAGCUGCUUCAUGGGAACCAGUAGAGAACCUCAACUGUCCCGACCUCAUCCAGGAGUAUGAGGUGUCGGAGGGGGGACGAGUGAGUAGACAAAGUAGAGAAAGGGGGAGAGAACAGGAGGAGAAGAGAGAGGAAGAGGAAGGAGGAUGA